UGACUCUGGAAAUUCGUGCUAUCCCAUCUCUAUAUAAAAGUCAAGAAGCUCAGCUUCCUUUGUCCUACGGGAUUUGUGUUCAAACAAACAUUCCUAUAAGCCCGCCCUAAUCGCAUUGACAGAGCCUUCCAACCUGCCAUAGUCUGCACUUCUCCAAGAAUGAAGAUCUUUAAUUGGUUCCAAAGCAAGAAGAAUGGAAAGCAAGGAACCAACCAAAAAAAAUCAGUGACAGUUACAAAUCAUAUGUUGCAUCAACCCUGUAGAGAAGAAUUCAAUGACUGGCCUACUGAACUUCUUGCUAUUGGGACAUUUGGAAAUAAGAGUUUUAAUAAAGAUGUUGGGAACUUGAAUCAUCAGCCUUCCUGCCCUGAUCAUCUAGAAAAGCUUACACCUGAAGAAGUUGGACAACUUCAAAAAGAACUAAAACUACUACUCUGUGAUAGUACUUCCCCUGAUCCGGCUAAGGGUUCGACGAAGGAUCUUGAGAAAUUCUUUGAUUGUCUACAAAGAUUAGAAGUUGAUAAAGAGAAUAAUCUCAAGCAGAGUAACAGUAUUGUAUGUGGCAAAAGGCAAGAAGUUCAAUUGGAAAACACAAACAGUGGCAUUAGUAAAAAGACAUUGUCUUAUCUCCUUGAGAAGGCAUUUUCCUGCAGAGGUCGAUUCACAGUCCCUUCUCCCCCUCUUUUGAGAGAUCCCAUUUCUCAGUCAAAGUUAGAGAAAUUAAGAUUGGAGAAGAUUCUGAGGGCCAUCAUUCACAAAAAGAUAUUCCCGCAAGCAUCCAGUCCAAGGGCUGCCAUGAAAAAGAAAUAUUUGGACAAUGGAAAUAUAGUUGAGACUGAUGGUGAAGAUGAAGCAUUUGAGACUGUGAAGCAUAAAAAUAAAUGGGACAACUCUGAUUCUGAUUUUAUUGUACUAGAGAUAUGAUUGACCUAUUCCAUAGCCAGUUGAAAAAUAGAGAUUCAAUUCUGUUCCUUUUGGCUGUCCAAAAUUCAAAUUCUUAUAAGAUUUUAGUAGAGGUGAAUAUGUUUUCACUGCAUGAUAUGGAAGCGUUGACAGGCACCAUCCCAAGACAAAAUUGAACUUCAUUCACCCUCCUGUUCCAAUGGGACUGGAUUUUUGCCAGGUUGUAAGCUUACGGAACUCGGCACACUUCAUGCUUAAGUGUUUCAAGAGGACAGAAAAUAUAUGGUGUAUUUUUAAAUUUGAUAUUCUAGCAGAUCUAAUAAAAGGUGGGCUUCUUUGAUGCUCUGCACAGAUGGUAGUCUUUACUUUUACUCUUAAUG
Molecule: messenger RNA, 1283 nt
Organism: Nicotiana attenuata
Lineage: Eukaryota; Viridiplantae; Streptophyta; Magnoliopsida; Solanales; Solanaceae
Exons: 6
Coding region: 160-924 (254 amino acids)
Biological process (GO): regulation of growth; gravitropism
Source: RefSeq, a predicted model, not a curated record